Molecule: messenger RNA, 967 nt
Organism: Lolium rigidum
Lineage: Eukaryota; Viridiplantae; Streptophyta; Magnoliopsida; Poales; Poaceae
Exons: 2
Coding region: 151-747 (198 amino acids)
Source: RefSeq, a predicted model, not a curated record
CAUAAGCUUUUGGGCUGCCCGCAUUUUCUUCCCCUAAACUCUCCCCUCCCCUGUUGAUACCCAUAUUCCCCAACCAGCAAAAGCAACUCGAUCUGCAGAAAUCAGCAUCGGAAGAAGCAAGCAUCCGAUCCAAUCUCCUCCCCAUCUCCCAUGGAUGAAUCCGACGAACACAGCAACGGCAAUGGCGGCGGGCAGCAGCACGGGUACGAGUGGAAGCUUCCGGCGGCGCUGUCGGCGAAGACAACGAGCGUGCACGUGACGGCGCUGGACGGGGUGGUGAACGUGAACUCGCUCUUCACGGUGGCCGUCUUCGUGGGGCUCUCCCUGGCGACCCCCGGCGAGCUCCGCAGCCUGGCGGGCGACCCGUCGUGCGACGCCGGGCCGGAGGUGGCGCGGUCCCUGCUGGUCCUGGAGGUGGUGGCCUUCUCCUCCUUCCUCUUCUCCAGCCUGGUGGCGCAGGGCCUCAAGGUCGCGCUCAACCUCAUCAACUCCAAGGACCCCCAGGCCACGCACGCCCACAUCGACGCCCGCCUGGUCCGGCUCGGGAUGCUGGCCUCCGCCGUGGGCUCCGUCGUCGGCUGCGUCUUCUUGAUGGUGUCCAUGGUGAUGGUCGUGCAGAUCCGGCUCGGCACGCUGGGGUGCACCAGCAACCGUGCCGCUGCCAAGGCCGCCGCGGGGCUGGUCGGGCUCGUCUCCACCGCCCUCGCCCUCUACAUCGGCACCGUCUUCUACACUUUCACUCACUGACCCCAUGAAUCUUGUUUCUUCACACUAGAAUUCAGGUUCCACGGAUCUUGCUUGCCAGUUGCCACUGUCUAGCUUUAUUGUUUUUAGCUUUCAGGCAAGUGCUGAGAUGUUUUAGCAUCUAGUAUUUCUGAUGUUUAUGAAGAAUGUAUUGUUGCAUCGGCGUGCUAUUUAGAGCUUGAUCAGAACACAGGAAUUCACGAUGAUGACAAAUAGUUUUAGA